This is a messenger RNA of Microcebus murinus (gray mouse lemur), 11098 nucleotides long. The record is from RefSeq and is a predicted model, not a curated record. NCBI's taxonomy places the organism in Eukaryota, Metazoa, Chordata, Mammalia, Primates, Cheirogaleidae.
AAAGAAAGAAAAUAAUAAUAAUAAUAAAAACUCAGUGAGGGGAUCUUUGUUCAAUGCCUGCAGAGAGUUAGCUCUCAGUAAAUGUGAGUUAUGAAACUGAGAUAUAUAGUGACCUUAUAUAAUAGGAGUUGAUCAUAUCUUAGAAAAUUCCAUAAAAUUUCAUUUUCAGUCACAAAAAUAAUUUCAUGGGAUCUACCUGGAAGUCAUAAGCAUAAACUGGGUCUAGUAGCACAGAGAUAGUUGUAUGCUAUAAAGACCAAUUCUAGGUUAAGCUUUCUGUUUAAGCGUGUGGUAAACUGCAAGCUCCUUUUAGUUCUCGAAACUAAUAUCUUCAACGAAGUCAUAAGCUGAGCUUGGGUUGGGACCAAUGAUCUGGUCUUAUAAUGGAAUAUCAUAGGAACACAGGUUCAAGACAAAUGGCCAAUCAGCACUUAACUUUUGUCCUGUGCCUUUCUAGAUAAGGUCUAGAAGAUUCUUUUUCCUUAUUGAAUAUGACCUUUGAAUAAAUCUAGUUUUUAUCUUUCCCAGUGGAAUCAUUUUUCAUACAGAAUUCAAUUUGCUUCAAAUUUCUGUCUUUUCUGCUUAGGUUAAAAGAUGAGGCCAGGGCUCUGUGAAUGUUUUGUUGCUGAUAUCUGCUAUUUUUCACUCUCAGCUCCAUCAUAAAUUACAUUACGGUAGGCUUUGUCUUCUACUCCAUAAUUGAAAAGCAGGCCUAAGCCAGGUCUUUUUAACACAAUCUGUCAUAAAGUAUGCUGUUUGCCCAAGAACACAGGAGCAUCUAUGUUACAAGGGCAUGAUAGCAUCACUACAGGUCAUACCUUAAUUGCAGACAGAGCCAGGCAUGCCGGCCCAUCCUCGCCAUUCAAAAUGUCACUGGGCAGAAGAAUUGUCCUGUUUGUGUCACAGCCUUACCAGAGUCGUUGCCCACUGCUCAAGAGAAAGCCAAUACACUGAGACAGCAGGGGUUAUAGCAAAAAAGAGUUUAAUAUCACAGGUGCCAUACGAGGAGACGGAAUGAAGUUCUCAAUCCGUCUCCUCAAGAGUUUGGAGGAAAGGGUUUUUGAAGAUAGUUUGGCGGGCAAAGGGGUAGGCAGUUGGGUCUGCUGACUGGCUGGGUUCUGGGCCGAACCAUAGGGGUGAAGAAAUUGCCUUAUUUUGCUGAGUCAUUUCCUGGAUGGGGGCUGGUUAAGACCAGUUAAGUUAGUUCCUUGUUAUGGGUCACUGGUCUGGGUGGGUCAGCCAUUCUGCCUGGAAGAUAUCUCCAAAAGUAGCCUUAGGUUUCACAAGGGUGAUGUUAUCUAUGGGAUUAAUUAAGAAAGUUAAGAAUCUUUAUGACCCUGAGCUAUGUGACUCCUGAGCAGCAGGGAAAGCAAAGGAAGGGACACUGGCUGGUUAUAUGUAUGUAUUUUAACUAUGCCUGUUCCUUUGGAGAGUUGAGGCCACUACCACAGUUCCCACCUUGUGGCCCUUUAUUCAUUUUAUAAAGAGUAAUUUCCCUUGAACAUUCUAUGUGGGCUUGGACAAGUCCCUAAAUUCUUCUGGCUUUAAGACUUCCUAUCUUUGAACUAUGAUAUAAAUUAUCUCUAAAACCCCUUCUAACUCUCUCCUUUCUUUCAGCAGUGUUUUCCAAACUCUGUUUCUUGGAAAGUUAAUAGUUGUGUUCAGCAAGGGGGGUUCUCUGGUCAAAUAAAUUUAGGAAAUGCUUCUUACCCUAUUCAUCUCUUAGUUACAGGCGCACCUGCAUAUUAAUACAUAUUAAGUCCAUAUUUAAGAAACCUGCUUAACAAUGCUUCAUCAAGCAUUUCUCAAAUACAGGUGAAUAUGCAAUUUUAAGCAUUUUUAUUCAUUAGUUUUACUAACUGACAGUCACUUUCUUGUGAAGAGUUUUAGGAAAGAGUUUUAGGUUUGGGAAAGACUUCUGCUCUGGGUUUCUAAGAUGACUGAGUUAUAUAAGGUAAGGGACACACAGCAGUGCCCCUGAUUUUAAAAUGACACUGUAUAAGCAUGAUUUCUAUUGAAUUGGAAAAUGGUUGUGCAUUUUAAACCUUUUUUAAGCAGUUGGUUUCUUGAGUCUAAUAAAUCGCCAACCAAAUUAUCUCUGGUUCAAUUAACAGAAGUCAAAUUUGGAGGACUAUGAUUAGGAUGGAAUUACUUUCUUGGUUAACUGUUCAAAAAGUAAAAGUUUCAAUAUGAGAUUGGCUAUUUCUCUUCCAUCCCCGGGCCUGCCUCGUGAAAGGCAAGAAACCCAUGCAACGCAAGUUGCGUUUAAGCUAGACCCCUAUUUUAACCUCAAAAUAGCUACAGCACUACACUUGUUUCCUUCUUCCCCCUUUCAUUUAGAAUCAAAUAGGAAUAAUAAUUUGAUAUUUAGGGGAGUAGGAAAAACUAACCUCUGUUACAUUUUAAAUGAAGGCUAACAAGAAUAAAAAAUGCAACUAUCGGAGACUUCUAUUCCAUCCUUACGGUAAAAAAUCCCAAGAUACUAACAACAACAACAACAACAAAAAUCAUUUGGGCUGAAAUAUGGAAUCAAUGUCAUGAGAAUGCUAGGCAUUAGGCAUCAUCAGAUUUCAAUAAAUGCGACUGGCCUUUUGGCAGCAGCUAACCUGUGACAGUUAUGCAAGUGGCAAGCGUUUUAUCAAGGCGUGAUCCAGUUGCGAUUCUGUGUCUGGCGCCUGGUGCUGCAGCCAAGUCAGGGGGACGUUAUCAGAGUCCCCAAGUUCCAGGCAGUGGUGUGGAGGAGGGGCAGGGAGUGCAGCGUGAUCCAUGAGGAUGGCCACUCACCAGAGCCAUUUCCAAAUGAAACAAAAAGGCCACAGAGAUGGGGAAAAGAGUAAGCCGGGAAUCUUCACUUAAUCAAACUUUGGAUUUACCAAUGUGUUUCAAAUAGCCCUUUUUGCCCAGUGGAUAGAUUAUAGGCCUUAAUCUUGAUAUCUCAUAAUGGGUGCUGGGGGUUCCACCUUUAUUAGAGGAAUUAAUUGUUUUAUCCUUAUACUUAAUUAUGCCAAUUUCCUUCUGUCUCUUAGUCAAUGCAUGCAUCUGAUGCUGAGGUUAUUUGUCCUAAGUGUCUUUUCCCAUUUAAAUUGUGUCUUUAUAACUGUUCCAAUAUGCAAAAUCCCUGGUGUUCAAAAAUAACUGGGAGAAAAGUUGGAUUGUGGGUGGUGGAUAAUCCAGUCCAACAUCAGGGCAUUACUGACUCAUGGAAAAAAAUGCCUCUUUCCUGAGUCUUUCCUGGUGAGGUCAUUGUUUUCAGACAGUGUGUACCUAAUAUAAAAAAAUGCUCAAAGUCCAUGCUUCAUUUCAAACCAGUGCUUUGUCAGGAAACUGUUUCUAAAGCCAUAAUGAAUAACCAGGCUGGUAGUAAAAAAAAAGCCUCUUUGAGUUAUAGUAGGUUUUUUUUUUUGGAAUCCUAGUAUUUAAAAAAAUAAUAAAAAGCCCAUCUGGUGGAGAUGGUAAUUCAUUAAGGAAAAAGGAGGCAGAAGGCUUGGGAAAAUCAAUCAUUUUCUUUCUUAGUUUCAUGCAUUUGGAUUUCUGUGAAAUGACAGUGACCAAAAUCUGGAUUCUGGAUUGUGCAGAGUGGAGGAAAACCUUGGGAACAUUCUUGGCGUGUUUUAAUCGCGGCUUUCCAGAAAGAUGGUUUUCUGCGGGUGUGGCGUCAGGGAGCUGAUGGACGUGCUCUUACAAGUGGUUGUUCGAAGGGGCAGGAGAGACAGGGUGGGGAGAAGAAGGGCAUGAGGACUCUGUGCGUGAGGAAGGAGCUAGACUCACUCAGGAAACUCCUCAUUCUUCCUGAGCCGGCCGGCACACCCAGAGGGGGGCACACCCCUCCCUUGAGUCCAGUUCAGCCCACAAGCUCCUGGGGAGGAGAGCCAGGGCCCCAGCCUCUCCUUUGGGGAGCAGAGGCAGUCCUUCUGUGUGCCAGCCGCCUAGGGAAGAACAGCGGAAACCUUAGAGCUUUGUGCAUGUUAAUGACCUUGGCAAUGACUGAGCUUGCGGACCCUCAUCACAGCGUUGGAGACUGCAAAGUGGCCCACCCUCAGGACCCUCACCACCCAUCGGAGAAGCCUGUCAUUCACUGCCAUAAGUGUGGGGAGCCCUGCAAGGGUGAAGUGCUUCGGGUCCAGACCAAACAUUUCCACAUCAAAUGUUUCACCUGCAAAGUGUGUGGCUGCGACCUGGCCCAAGGGGGCUUCUUCAUCAAGAACGGAGAGUAUCUGUGCACGCUGGACUACCAGCGGAUGUACGGGACGCGCUGCCAUGGCUGCGGGGAGUUCGUGGAGGGCGAGGUGGUGACUGCGCUGGGCAAGACCUACCAUCCCAACUGCUUCGCUUGUACCAUCUGCAAGCGUCCGUUUCCACCCGGAGACCGAGUCACAUUCAAUGGGAGAGACUGCCUUUGUCAAUUCUGUGCACAGCCCAUGUCCUCCAGUCCUAAAGAAGCCACCUGCUCCAGCAACUGCGCCGGCUGCGGAAGAGACAUCAAGAACGGGCAGGCGCUGCUGGCGCUGGAUAAGCAGUGGCACUUGGGGUGCUUUAAAUGCAAGUCCUGCGGGAAGGUCCUCACCGGGGAGUACAUCAGCAAGGAUGGCGCCCCGUACUGCGAAAAGGACUACCAGGGCCUCUUCGGGGUGAAAUGUGAAGCGUGCCAGCAGUUCAUCACGGGGAAGGUCCUGGAGGCAGGUGACAAACAUUACCACCCCAGCUGUGCACGAUGCAGCAGAUGCAACCAGAUGUUCACAGAAGGAGAGGAAAUGUAUCUUCAAGGUUCCACCGUUUGGCAUCCCAACUGUAAGCAGUCGACCAAGACAGAGGAAAAGCUGCGGCUGCCAAAAACGCAUCGAUCUUCAUCCGAUUUCUUUUAUCCCAAAAGUCUGAUUCGACGCACAGGACGAUCUCCUUCCUUGCAGCCCACCAGGACUUCCUCCGAAAGUAUUUAUUCUAGACCCGGCUCCAGUAUCCCUGGCUCCCCAGGCCAUACAAUCUAUGCAAAAGUAGACAAUGAAAUCCUGGAUUACAAGGAUUUAGCAGCCAUUCCCAAGGUCAAGGCAAUUUAUGAUAUUGAACGUCCAGAUCUCAUUACCUAUGAGCACUUCUACUCUUCGGGCUAUGAUGACAAACAGGAGAGACAAAGCCUUGGAGAGUCUCCAAGGACUUUGUCUCCUACUCCAUCAGCAGAAGGGUACCAGGACGUUCGGGAUCGGAUGAUCCACCGGUCCACAAGCCAGGGCUCCAUCAACUCCCCUGUGUACAGCCGCCACAGUUACACUCCGACCACGUCCCGCUCUCCCCAGCACUUCCACAGACCCGAGCUUUUGUCUCCUGGUGUGCAGAGGUUGUCCAACCUGCGCACCAGCAGCCUCAGCCCCACACACAGCGACUCCCGCCCCAACCCCCCCUUCCGACACCACUUCAUUCCCCAUAUCAAAGGCAAUGAGCCGUCCAGCGGCAGGAACUCCCCUCUCCCUUACCGGCCCGACCGCCCUCUAACUCCAACUUACGCUCAGGCCCCUAAACAUUUCCAUGUUCCAGAUCAAGGGAUCAACAUUUACCGAAAACCACCCAUCUACAAACAGCAUGAUGCAGCUGCCUUGGCAGCCCAGAGCAAGUCUUCAGAAGAUAUCAUCAAGUUUUCCAAGUUCCCAGCAGCCCAGGCUCCAGACCCCAGCGAGACUCCAAAGAUUGAGACGGACCACUGGCCUGGUCCCCCCUCACUUGCCGUAGGAACUGACAUGAGACGCAGAUCUAGUGGCAGAGAGGAAGAUGAUGAGGAACUUCUGAGACGCCGGCAGCUUCAAGAAGAGCAAUUAAUGAAGCUUAACUCUGGCCUGGGGCAGUUGAUAUUGAAAGAAGAGAUGGAGAACCGGGAAAGGUCAUUGCUGUCAGCCAGUCGCUAUGACUCUCCCAUCCACUCAGCUUCACAUAUUCCAUCAUCUAAAACCUCGUCUCUCCCUGGCUAUGGAAAAAAUGGGCUUCACCGGCCUGUUUCUACAGACUUUGCUCAGUAUAACAGCUAUGGAGACGUCAGCGGGGGAGUGCGAGACUACCAGACCCUCCCGGAUGGCCACAUGCCUGCAAUGAGAAUGGACAGAGGAGUGUCUAUGCCCAACAUGUUGGAACCAAAGAUAUUUCCAUAUGAAAUGCUCAUGGUGACCAACAGAGGGCGCAACAAAAUCCUACGAGACGUGGACAGAACCAGGCUGGAGCGCCACUUAGCCCCUGAAGUGUUUCGGGAUAUCUUUGGAAUGUCCAUACAGGAGUUUGACAGAUUACCUCUUUGGAGACGCAACGACAUGAAGAAAAGAGCAAAACUCUUCUAAGUCCCACACAUAAAUGGCAAUUAGAAAAAGGACUGACAAUGGCGGUGAUGCAUAAUAGGAUGUCGUAUGGAGGCCAAACUUGAUUGGAGAAUUUGCAAACUACUGGCCCUCAGCAACACCAAAAAGGGAAAAUCUGGUUAAAACACCCGAGAGUCCAAUAUUGGGCCAACCAACAGUAAUACUUGCCAAGAAGCAAUGGGGUAGAAAUUUCUAUGUUCCCAAACUCUGCAGUGGUGUCCACAUGUGACCUUUUACAUUACUUUAUGUACACAACAGGAGCUCCUUUUCUUCCUCUUUUAUUUUUGUUUAACUGUUGUCCAACAAUAGCAGUGACUGUAUGGAUAAGCCAGCAAGUGCCCUUAGGAUGCCGCAUGGGAAAAAUCAGUUGUGAUAAUUCCAGAGCGUGAAUAUAUUUAUUCUACAGCACUAUGGCUGCGAAGGAAGAGCUCGAGGGACAUGUCCAUGUGGUAGCAGCAGUUUUGCACUCGCCCUUCCUAGCUGGCCUCGCGCAGCUCUGCCCGCGCUCUGCGGGAAUGGAAACCCAUCAGGGAACCAGGCAGCUCUGCUGGAGUGAGCUGAAACAUCAGCAAAAGUAAUUUUUAACAAGCUCCUUGUUCUCUUCUGUUUGCUAAGAACCUGGUUGGCAAAUUGCUUAGCUGUUAUUUUUUAAAAAUUAUUUAAAGAGAAAGAGAAGGAAAAAGAAUGAAAGGGAAUCCUCCCUUACCUCUUUCUGCUCCAGGUAGCUUGAUUCUUGCUCCCCACCCGGGACAGGAGCUGUCUUGGGCUCCACCUUUGCAAAGAAAGGAAAGUCAGAAAUUGUCUCCUGAUUGGCCAGUUGCAUGCUGUUGGUGAUUUUGCCCAGAGGCCGUAUCACUUUUGGCAAAAAAAAAAAAAAAAAAAAGUUUAUGUCCUACCAGUGCAAGUUCUUCCACUCAGUGUCCUCUGCCCUCUAUCUGGCAUCCUUUGAAUCAGAUCAAGCCCUCACUGAUUUUGCUUUUAAGCUUUUAUCAGUAACCGGCUAAGGAAAAAUACAUUCUUCUCUCUUAAAUCUCUGCAACUCCAAAGUAGAUUCCCUCAAAUGGAUUUAAUUUGGCCUUUUCAGGGUUCCUUCUUGCCUAGUACUGUUGACUUCAGAGAGAGAGAGAGAGAGAGAAAGAGAGAGAGAGAGAGAGAGAGUGUGUGUGUGUGUGUGUGUGUGUGUGUGUGUAACUCACCCAGGGGAGCUUUGUGAGUCUGCAUGUACUUCUUAAUUUCCGCUUGAAUGUCUGUCCCAUUGUGCUGCAGUUUCUGUGGGACAUUUGCACAAGCGCAUGUGACUGGAAGAUCAAGAGCGAGGCUAACCCGCACCCCAGCAUGGCGGCCUUCUUGGCAGGGUGUUGGUGCUUAGAAGCCACGUGCAGAUGCGGCUCACGGCAGGAUCAGACUGGGUGUGGAGACCUCAGAGCUAGGAUCAGGCUGGGUGUGGAGGUCAGAACAGCUCACCAGCGCCCUCACAUUCUCCAACACCAGAUUCCGGUUUGAGCCUAGGGUUUCACCAACGUGUGUGUAGAGCCCCGUCGUGAUUUCUGACGUGAGUUAGAUGGGGGAGAGUUUCUGCACCUCCACACACAGGAAGCUAAAUCCUAUUCUCAUGCUCUGAGUCUCUGCUUCAGAAUUUAAGCUCUGUUUUAAAGCCAAAGAAGAAAGCAUUUGAGUUCUCCUCCAUUGGCCACUGAGAACAAAAGCUCAGACGUUCUUCCUACUGGCCCCAAGUGUUAGGAUUACUGGCUGUCUCUCUGACACCAGUGGUAAAAAGCAAGUAGCAUCGUUUCUGGCUUGUGACACAAGUCUGUCACUUGGGUGCUGGAGUGAACACUCUAGUUUUGUAGUAUCCUCCCGUGCUCUUACUGAAGGAAUCUAUAUUUGCUCUCACUGCUAUGCACUGAAUGUGUGAGGACUGCUCUCACAAAUACGUGCGUGUGCGUGUGCGUGUGUGUGUGUGUGUUGGACCUACUAACACGUCUAGCAAAUGACCCUGACGAGGUGGCCUGAGCAGACGAGCCCAGCUCAGGUGGUUUUGUUUUUUUUAAAAAGUUGCUAUGUCUUGGUCUACAUAAAGAGGACAUGGCUCUGUCAUGGAAUGGGGACAUUAGACUGAAAAAAAGAGGCACCCGCUCCUUUAUGUUACAGAGACCCAGAGUUAAGGGGCCUGCCUAAGACUGCAAUGAUAGUUAAAGAACUGAACCCUAAAUCUGCCCCACUAAUGAAAUCUGGCUUUUCUUGUAUCUUUUGAACCAAAGAUUCUUUUUCCCUUCCACUUGAAGGGAAAAAGAAUUCCUUUCGACAUCAAGUAUCAUGUUAGUUAAUUUAAACUGCACCACGCAGAAACGCACUGCCAGGAAACACCAGCGGCCUCUGGUCUGCAAGCAGAGUAGUGCUCGGCCUUGGAAGGGGUCGCUGAACACCACAAUGCGGGGUGGCCCCCUCCUCUGUUUCCCAGCAGAUGGUUCCAGCUGGAAGGGUAGGUCAUGGGGCAUCUGGUUCUCCUCAUUGCCAAACCUAACGUAUGAAUUACGGUGUUCUACCAGUUCUGUUCAACUGGGCUCGGCGUGCUUGUUCUCAAACUGUCCAAGCCACAGUUCAGGAGAUGGAUGUUCUCUGCUUUACCCCUGCCUUGUACAACACAUGAAAGUUGUACUCGUUCACACACUCAGAUUAAUGGAGCUUGUUCACCCUAGGAAAGGAAUUAUAUACAUGGCAGGCUUCCCUGGUGCAUAUAUAAAGGGCUACAUUUUUGAGCAUUUGACUUACGUGUGACUCUAAGUGCAUACUGAUUGCAUGACUAUGUGAAAGGCAGUGCUUCCUUUAAAAUUUCUUCCAGAAAAAUCCAGGCUAUCAUGUAGUCUUCCUGCGUGAUUUAUUAGGAGAUAUGAAGAGCAUUUGGAAACUUGUACAGCUAGCUAUGCAUCUACAUUUUGGUUUGGUGGUUAGUCUGAAAUGUUCUUAAUAUGACUUCUUCAAUAACUAAACAUAAGCACCCUGUUCUUUGAAACCUCAGAGAGGAAAACUAGAGUUAAUGGGUUAAAAAAAAAACGAGGGUAGUUUUCUAUCUGUCAUGUCCUUCCAUCUCCACCCCCUCCCCCCUCAAUUCUGUCCUCGCCCAGCUGAGUGUCCUCUUCUGAGGCAGAGACUGGAGCAGUUUUCUUUUUCAACUCUCAUCUCUCCACCCCAAACUGGCAUAUCAAUCAACUCUAACUUGGAGAAGUCUAGCUGGUAAUAUUUCUAAAACUUUCACUGAAUUUCUUUACACUUUGAAGCAAACAUCUUUUUCUAAGAAUUGCUUCUUGGAUGAUUAUAUAAAAUAUAUAUAUGCUUUUGCAAGUUUGAAAAAUUCAAAUUAAUGACUUUUGACUAGAUAAGUCCUUCUAAAAACCAUCUCAAGCAAACUUGGUGUUGGUGUCCUCUGGCAUGUUGUAGGGACAGGUGACCACUCCAGGGUGUGUCUCACAGAGCCUUUUUCCGACUGUCACAUAAGACGGUGGAAGGAGAAUGAACUGUCUCAUCAGCCUUUCUGUGUCCUCAAGCAAGCUCGGUUUUUAUAAAUCACCACUUCUGUAUUUCUGGUAGCUGAUUAAUUUGCUAUGCCGGUCCUGAUUUUAUUUGAUUUUUAAAAUUGCUUUCUUUUGAUGAACCAAGUGUUUGUCGGUAUGCCCUAAAACUUGCUCUUUCAUGCUUUUUUUCUGGGUGGAAGAACUCUCUAUCCAGAAAAAGAGAUGAUUUAGGGCUUGAGAUUUGCAGUGUUACCAACUUACAGUGAUGAUGUCCAAUAAGAGGAUUACCCAACUACAUUGUGAUAGGAGAGAGAGAAACCUUCACUUUGGCAUUUUGUUUUAAAAAAAAACAAAACUUAGCUAUCUUUAUUUUUCCAUUUGCUGCCCAGGAAGCAGUAGGAGAUGGCGACAGACACACUUUGCAUAUGGAUCGCUAUGUUUUUAUUUGGGCAAGUUUAAUUUAUGGCGAACUCAAGAAGAAAGGGGGAGGGGGUCCGUUUAAGCUGAAAGAAAACUUUCUAAACAAUGUAUGUGUACGCAGCAAAAUUAAACAAAUCCAACAUUUUCUGAAGCUUAGUGUAAUUGAGUGGCGGUUGUUAUCAUUAAAUAAAAUUCUUCCCAAAAUUGUGUCUCUCCCAAGACUGAAGUUCCCAUGAGUCACUUCCCGCACCCAUGGAUCAAAGGUGGAUGCAGACGGUCCUGCAGACACUGACAUUCAGAAAGAUGCGAGCCGCUCGCUGACUGUGUAUGCCGUGCACUCCUUGACCGUGCGGAAGAGGAGACCAUUGUCUGCAAAACUGAUGUUCUUUUUGGGUUUUAUGUACAGACUUGUCCAAUAACGUGUGUGGUUUCUGCGAGUGGCUGACGGCUCUGCAGCGAAGCUCUUGCAUUUUAAGUUGGGUUUAUGUUUUUUUUCCCCCAAAUGUUGGAAGGCCUGUGGCUCUUCCUGCCCUCUCCCCCCCCCCCGCCCCCCAGUUUCAGAGAUAUGAAAGCAAAUAUUUAGAAGAACUCCUUUCGAAAAGCUGUGUUGUGUUCCUUGUGAAACUGAGUGGGUAUGUGUCCACGCCCCGAGUGACACGUCUUGUGUGCAGAGGACGAGGUGGCCCGCCGGCUCCACGCUGCUGUGCUUACCGCCGCUGACCCGCUCCACGCCCCCGUCGCCAGCGGCACUGACUGCGCUCCUUCGCCACGACACCCCCGUCGCUGCUGUACUCGCAACCCGGUGAAUAAAGUGGUGUGCUUUAUUCAUAA